AGCGGGAGGAUGGAGCUCCCGCCUCAUAUAAAGACCGUGUUGCCACCACGAGGACUCAGAGACGCUGAGAUAGUAGAGCAGAGCAGGGGAUGAUGGCGAGCUACGGCAGGCGCGUGGCAAUCCGCUGGACCGUCCUGGUGCUCACCCUGGACGCCACGAUACUAGCUCGGGACUUGAUGACACCCCUCACAGACAGAGGGCCAGAACCGGCGGUGGCAUCCACCGAGGCUUCUCCUGCGUCUCGCCUGAGGGGCCCAUGCUUCAAGGACGAUGUCGUCGCACUGAUGCAAGAAGCUGUGACGGAGAAUGGAGAAAUCACAAACCAUGGUCUGGCUUCGCUUGGAGUCUGCUCCCCUCCUCAGAGUGAGGAGAUCAGAGUAGUGCUACAGGAGUUGGCUCAGCUGACCGGGACCAACCAGGGACCGCAGCUCCUCCACCCCAGUGAAGUCCUGCUGGUUGAGGAUGAGCAGCGAGGGGCGCUCACGCUGACCUUUCACCUCUCUCAAUCUCCGCUGCUCAAACGGAGGCCCGUGCUGCUCCUGGUGUUGGAGCGGCCCGUGCAGCCGACAGAAGUGGAGCGUGUGACUUUCAGCAGCGCGUCGCUGCAGCCCGCUGCUCAGACCGUCUGCUUAUCGGAAGAAACGCGGCUCUUACUGCUGCUGGGUCAGGCGUCCCAGGUCCCCGGGCCCCACCAGUGGAGCAUUUCUGUGCAGAAUCAGGCUCAAGAAACCAGAAAUAAAGUGAAAGAGCUCUUCUCUGGCGGGAGACCGACCGGUGACCUCAAAGUGACCCCACUUCUGCUUUUCUCAGACGGCGCAGGAAGUGAAAGCAGCACCUCCCAGACUCUGACCUUCCUCUGCACACUGAGGCGGUUUUUGGGCGACAGUCAGCCGCAGGACCAGUCGACCUCUCCCGCCCUCCAGUUGGACUCUCUGCUGACCCUCCCUCCCCUCACGCUGGGCUUGUCUUCCAGCGAGAGUCUUCUCGCCCAACUCAUCAACUCCUCUGCUCCCACAGCGUUCACCUUCUCCAGCUUGGGCUUCCCAGUGCAGCAGGCGCAGUUGAACCUGCCACCCCUGCUGUUGGACGAGCUGAGGGCCAGACUGGAGCAGACUGUGGGCCUGACUCUGAAUCAGUUCAAGGAGAAGGAGGAAAGUCACCGGGGCCUCAAGAGACUGACCCGGCUGGUGGAGCUCACGACUUUUCCGAAGACGGGUCCAGUUUCAGGUGGCAGACAGUUUAGCGCUUUCCUCCUGCUGAAGGCUCUUCGGACAGUUUCCAGGGAGAUGGACAGAGCACUGAGAGUCACGCGGGCGGACCCCAACAGUCGAGAUAACGCCAACCUGUGUGGACUGAAGAGCCUCACCGUCUCCCUCAGCCAACACCUGGUGGGUCCAAACAGCGCCAACAUCAACAACUGCAAAGGCUCUUGUCUUUUCCCGAUGACCAACACCAGAAACCAUGCUGUGCUGCUCUACUCCCACAUCGUGGGCGGAGCCGCGCAGGAGCGCGGGCCCUGCUGCGUCCCGGUGGCCUAUGAACCUCUGGAGGUGGUGGACCUGAACAAGCACGCGACGUAUCUGACCGUCACUCCAGACAUGGUGGCCACAGAGUGUGAGUGUCGCUGAGGGUCCACCACCUCUAACCGUCAAGCAGGAUGAUGUCCUCUCACAAACACGACAAUGGUCUGAGUCGUGUCAGACAACUAUCGUACAGAAAUGUCACCUGACUUUGCUGCUUAUGAGAAUUCUUCUCGUGUUUUUUCACCACAUAGUUUAUAGUCACGUGUGC
Synchiropus splendidus (mandarinfish) is the source of this 1791-nucleotide messenger RNA. It is a transcript of the gene amh, whose product is annotated as anti-Mullerian hormone. Gene Ontology annotation, molecular function: growth factor activity. The record is from RefSeq and is a predicted model, not a curated record. The coding region runs from base 90 to 1628 and encodes 512 amino acids. The transcript has 7 exons. Gene Ontology annotation, biological process: gonad development. Lineage: Eukaryota; Metazoa; Chordata; Actinopteri; Syngnathiformes; Callionymidae.